This is a messenger RNA of Lolium perenne, 708 nucleotides long. Its product is annotated as F-box protein At5g03100-like. NCBI's taxonomy places the organism in Eukaryota, Viridiplantae, Streptophyta, Magnoliopsida, Poales, Poaceae. The record is from RefSeq and is a predicted model, not a curated record. Gene Ontology annotation, molecular function: protein binding.
CGCAUGUUAAUACGCUAACAAUGGCAAGGUGCACAAUCAAGAUUUUAGCUGUUCAUUUCUGUGAACUUAGUUUGGAUACGAUUAUUCAGCUCCUGGCAUACUUUCCAUGCUUGGAGAAGCUCUACGUUGCGUCAAAUUAUUUACGGCUAAGCAAUUUUUGGCGUACCAAGCACCAGAAUCUGAUCACAUCUCUUGACAUCCGUUUGAAGACAAUAGUGUUGGAUUCUUAUCGAGGCAAAAAGUCAGAAGUUAACUUUGUCACAUUCUUUGUACUGAACGCGAAAGUGCUCGAGUUGAUGACACUAGUGGUUCCAGACAAGCGUUACAAUGAGAAGUUCCUAGAGCUACAGCGUAGAAAGCUUCAACUAGAGAACAAAGCUUCAACAGGUGCUCAGUUUCAGUUUACACCGAAAAGUGAUAUCCGUGUUGACAACGUAAUGAACAUGAAGGAUGCUCAUGAUCUGGAUUCGUGGGAUCCAUUCAUAUGUUGAGGAGGCAGCUUCUUUCAGUCCUGCUUGGAGCUAUUCCUGCCAAUCUCCUAUGUUUUUGAGUUCUUUGUCAAGCCUUGAAUUAUUCUCAUGAACAAUAUUUCUUAAUGUUGUAUUUUGCUUGAGUGGAUAUUAGUUUGUGAUAUGCUGUAUGGCAAAGCUAGAAUUUGGGAAAUUCACAGCCCUGUGCAAUCUCAAUGAAAUAUUCAGUACUGCUGAA